Messenger RNA from Spodoptera littoralis (African cotton leafworm), 972 nucleotides. The record is from the annotation of a GenBank genome assembly. Lineage: Eukaryota; Metazoa; Arthropoda; Insecta; Lepidoptera; Noctuidae.
AUGUUGUCUGCAUCGAUUCGGUCGAGUGUUCUAGAAAUUAAAAGGAUAGCUUCAGUCCACAUGAGGAAAGAGAGAAGAGAUGUGGAGUCACAGUCGUCGACAAAAACUAGUUUCUGCACACGGCAUGGCUUGUGGUGGACAUUUGGAGUUGAUAUCCCUUUACUUUUAAUCUUACUUGCUCUGAUCGGCCUCUUCGAGUUGGGAGUGAUCCCGAACCACAAAGCAGGCUUCUACUGCAACGACCCAGCGCUUAACUUUCCGUUCAAUGGAGACACAGUCACCACUGAGAUCCUCAUGUCCACUUUACUAGCUGGACCUUUAGUAUUUUUCGCGAUCACAGAAUACAUCUUCGUCUAUGUCGACUACUCCGAGUCCAGGAUACGACAGACAUGCAUAAACACCUUUUACUUGUACAGAACCUACAUCUACGGGCUCAUCAUUAACCUCAGUAUAGUUGAGGUGAUGAAAGGAAUUGUAGGCAGCCCUAGACCGACCUUCUUCGAUUUGUGCGAACCUGAUGCUGGGAAGACUUGCAAUGGUACUGAGUAUGUGAAAGACUUCCAGUGCACAUCAACGAAGUACGCUAGCUGGUAUCAAAUGGACUCUUACAGGAGCUUCCCAUCAGGUCACACUUCUCUGUCCGUCUACUGUGGACUCUUUCUUGCGUGGUACCUCCAACGCCGUGCCUUCGACUGGUCUCACCGCUCCAUCUUCAUGGUGCCGAUGUUGCAGCUGCUCUGCAUCUCCUACGCUGCCGUCUGCUCCCUCACGAGGAUCACAGACCACAGGCAUCACUGGUGGGAUGUCCUCGUCGGUACCAUCAUUGGUGUUGCUACUGUUCUUUAUGCUGUCAUUAUCAGCUCAAACUUCUCACACGAUCAUUCAAAGAUCAGUGAUCUGAAGUCACAGGAGAGCACACAAACUGUGAGGACCCUACUAUAUGACGAGAGAAGACCGGCAACAGUGUCCUAG